Molecule: messenger RNA, 573 nt
Organism: Laetiporus sulphureus 93-53
Lineage: Eukaryota; Fungi; Basidiomycota; Agaricomycetes; Polyporales; Laetiporaceae
Exons: 2
Coding region: 151-477 (108 amino acids)
Source: RefSeq, a predicted model, not a curated record
UGAUUGGCUGUCCUUGUGCGGUCAGAAUUCGCUCGGGGGUCAUAUCUUCGCUACUGACAUAGGCAUUAAUAAAGGGUCGAUUUACGAGUUUCUAUAGCUCUAGCGCUAUAUAGCGCUAAUAUCAGCGGCUAAACUGCGUUUUACCGCACAAUGUGGAGAUCUCGAAUGAUUAAUUCACGGAUGGCCCACUUGUGCGGUAUUCCUCCGUUGACAUCCUACGUACGAGGAUCAUCACCGCCUGGUUGUGAGAAAGCUGUUGUUUUUCCGAUAGAUCCGGUCUUCAAUAUCACCAGCACCGCAAAACUACACCAAAGAACUUACAUUUGCAAAUGGCACGGACGUGAAGGCAUCCGAACUCGCACCUUUGCUCGAGCUGCCUCGGGCAUACCUCGGUGUGGACAACAUGACGAAUCUACAGACCACUUUUUGUGCUUGGCAGAGCACGUAAUGAUGUCUGGAUACCAGACCCAGCCAUAAGGGACCGUCCGCCUCCGCUGAUCCUCGAAAAAAGCCAUGCUAAUGCGAGGUCUGCCUCAGACACGUGCGCCAGGACGGAUCAUAUUCCUGGUGCAC